This is a messenger RNA of Chelonus insularis, 3172 nucleotides long. RefSeq lists its product as uncharacterized. Bases 513 to 1658 code for a protein of 381 amino acids. NCBI's taxonomy places the organism in Eukaryota, Metazoa, Arthropoda, Insecta, Hymenoptera, Braconidae. The record is from RefSeq and is a predicted model, not a curated record. The transcript has 6 exons. Gene Ontology annotation, cellular component: cytoplasmic vesicle membrane.
UGGUGCAGGCUACCCGCAUCUAUCAGCCUGUCGCACCAAUUCUUCUCUUUCACUUCAUCUAUCAAGUAAGAGUGAUAAGCUUUAGCAAAUAAAGUUCAAUAAUUAAUUAAUAUUUUUAUCACGAUUAAAUAGACUAAAAUACGCAGAAAUGAAUUACAUAUUUUUUAACGUGAUUUGAUAAAAAUUUUUAUUCGCAUUCGUCAAAAGUCGAUCAAUACGAGCUUCUUCGCUCUUUAAGUCUUGACUGUACCAACUAGUCCGAGUGUAUUUAUUUCUUAAUGCUUUUUUUUGAAGAUUAUGAAUUAAUUAAAAGUAUGUUGCUGGUGUUAAUAUUCAUCACAAUUUGAUUUUUCAACCACGAAAUUUACAAUGGUAUCAUUAUUAUAGUAAUAAUGAAAUAUUAAUUAUUACUUUUUUAAAUAAAAAAUCAAUGUAGAGAAGUUUAUUUGAUGAUGUAUAUUUUAUGUAAAUCGUAAUCAAUAGUGUAACGUAAAUAGUACCAAUAAUAGUGAAUGUUUGUUCUACCAUUGAAGGUCUCUGCUAAGGUCUGCAAUGAAGGGCAUGCUUGCUCUCCACCAAAAGAGUGCUGUUCGUUGGGCUGUUGUUAUAUGUAUUCACAGCCAACUACACCAGUCACAGAAAUGUUUGCAAUCCUGAUCUGGACUUAUUGGUAUUUAUGGGCGGCUAUAUUAGCAGGAUUGACGUUGGCAGCAGUAUGUGGCUGCUGGUUGUGGCAAAGACGUCGGAUGGGUUCAUCAGAUGAUAGCACUAUAUCAGAUCGAAUGUCAUCGACAUCACGUUAUGCCCCUCCACAUUAUAGUCGAUGUAGCUCGUUUGUUCAAGCACUGCCACCCCCAUACAAUGAGGUGACAGCAAAACCAGAUUUGUAUCCACUAGUAAUUGGUUAUGAUGAAGGAAUGGGAAAAGGUACAUCUGGGUUCGUGAUGCGGUACUUUCGCACGUUAUCACACGCAAGUACUUUGGAUUCACUGAGUUCUAGUUUCAUGUGUAAUGUCGUGAAUGAAGCUAACACAAUCAUUCCACCGCCAUACUCCUGUAACAAUAGCAUUGAUGAAUUAUCAGCAAUGGGAUGCGACAGAGUGGAAAUCGUUGCUGGAGAAUCAGUUGUUUCUCUUUCUCACAAUAGAACAACGUCAGACAUAUCGAGUUUAGCGGCCCAGUCGCCGUGUUCUCCACCUAGAGCUACUAGUCCUACAUUAGAAUUACGAGAAUUACUUGACAAAAUUCAACAAUUACCUAAUGAACACCAAAAUCUAAUAUCUUCUCUUUCAAAUCGGCCGCAAGUACCUCACUCAUUGAACGUGAAUUCAUCAUUCCCUCGACCAUCAAGUCCAAGUGAAUGUGCAUUAACUCGAAUGAGACGCGCACGUGGAAAGAUGUAUAUGCCUUUAGGAUUGCCUAGUUCAAGAAAUAAAACUAAACGAUGGUUAUCUCGAUCAGCCCCUACAACACCUUCGGGAAAUAUCCCAAUGACUUUGUUACCUGGACAAAGUAUGAGGCCUUCGGAAACUGAUAAUUAUAAUCAGCAAGUAGUCCCUCUACUUUCAGAACAAGAGGAAACGGAUACUAACAAUAUUGAAAAUUCUCGUCAUGUAUCAUCAUUCUCAGAGCAUGAAGAAGAAUCUCAACAUUUAUGACAAGAAUGAUAUUAUUGUGAUUUUUAAAAGAACUCUUUUAGUCGACACUCAUAUAAAUGACUGAUUGUCAUUAAUAAUAUGUUUGAAAAAGUGAAAAUCAAUCCUCUGCAUCAGCGAAAUACCAAAAAAGUAAAAUGAAUAUUAAGACUGUUAAUGCUAGAGGAAAAGUAAUUAGUAUUUAUCAGUAUUGAUUUUAAGAAAAAAUUUUUCAUUAAAGUAUUCGUUUUAAAGUAUAAUUAAAAUCCAUGUGUGAUGGAUUUUUAACUGCCCUCCGUUGGUGCCGGAUGAUUUUUUUCAAUAUAACAUUGAAAAGUGACGAUUUAAAAAAAAAACAUUACAUCGCAAAUAAAUAAAUUAAACCAACAUUAGGUUACUCUUGUUAGAAUUUUAGAUUUGCCUUUCAUUAAGAAAUAUUUUGAAUAAUGUAUUCACAUUAAAUACAUCGAAUUACACAAUCAUUGCUUGAAACUAAAAUUAUUCAUUCAUUUUUAUUAAGAUUAAACCAAUGAGAGCACUUUCGAUGUGCUUACGUUCAAUUCGUAUUCAAUUGACAGUUUUCAAAUUUAGUCAGCAUAGUUAUGUAGAAAGAGAAAAAAAAUCCAUCCAUUAAUAGCCACCCGGAGUAAGCGUCAUGGAUUAACGAAAUUUUUAAUGACAAUAUGAAUUGUUAAUGAAAAUAAUUAAUUGUAAAUGACGAGAUUACAUUAGGAAUCAAUGUACAAUAUGAAAUCCGUCAAAAAAUAAUAUUUAAAUAAAAAAAGUGUGUUAGAAAUGGGCAAUAACAUGAUCAAUAGUAAGCACACGUUCAUUUGCCCAAGUGCACAAAUGCGAUAUGUACAGUUAAACCUCUGGAAAAUCAUAUUAAUUGUAUAUCAUGUACAACUCUUUUCCUAGAAUACAUUUUGGAGUUUUUAAAAGGCAUGCCUAAUUAUCAUAUAUAAAAAUCAAUUGAUAUCAAAUGUAUGUUAAAGGAAAACGAUGAAUUAAGAAGAAAAAAAAAGUAAUUUACGAUGUAAUAAUAAACUAAAACACAAGUGAUAAUAGUUAAUUAUUUUUAUUUUAAAAUCUAUUCAUUAAAAAAGAAUGGAAUUUUAUCUUUAGUUUUGUAAACUAUAUUUAAUCAAUAUAUUAUUCAGUCAUUUUAUUCGUGAUUUUAGUAUAAUAGUUAUUUUAAAAAAUAAACUUUAAAUAAAUAAUAAAUUUCUUACUUUACUAUAAGGGAUGAACUUGGAAAGGCUCUACUGUACAUAGAGGAAUAAUAUCUUAAAUAAAUCGUACGAUGCACUAUAAAAAAAAAACGAUAUUCAUACGUACUCAAAUGAAAUAAUAAAUUUUGAAAAUUUAUUCGAAAUUCGGUACGCACAUAAAUAAAGUAAAUUAAUUUUCAGGGGUAGUGAAAGAUUUUAUUGUAACAUAUAAUAUGAAGCGGCCGAUCAUUAUUAUUAUAAAUGUAUAUUAAUCAUAUACAUUACGUAUUGUCAUGUAUUUUUUUAUGAAAUAUAAAUAAAAAUGGA